AUGAUCUGGGUUGAAAGCCAGCUGGUCAUCAUGAGGCACGGCCAGAAGUGGUCUCUGCCGAGAUGUUGGGGCCUGGAAACAGCAGAGAAGCGAGAUGGUUUGGGGGAGCUGCGCUUGCACUUCAGCGAAUGGGUCUCAAAGGCACGGGCGAAGAUGCUGGUGGCCGGCCUGGAGAUACUGAGACCCAGCAGGAGAUUGCAAGAGGAGGGAUUUUAUUCGGUGCAGCAUUACGAGGUAAACUUGACAAAGCCUGGCACCAUGUUCAUGGAGGCGGGUGGAAAGUCUGCCGUGCUCCAGAUCCAUCAGCAACUACUGGCAGCAGGAUGUGGGGAGAUCGAGUCCAAAUGCCAGGCAGUCCUGGAAAUGCCGGAAGGUGCCUUCUUGGAUCGCAACAGGACGACCCAAGAAUCCAUCCAAAAGCCACUCCCUACUGCUGGACGACAUCAGCCCAUUGGUCGCCAGCGCCGCUUCAAGACGACUGCGUGCCCAACGGAAUCGGCAAGCGGAGGGCCAGAGCGACGCUGCCAGCUCCGCCUUCCGUUCCUUGGACCGGAACCGGGACGGGCGCCUGGAUCCCAUGGAGCUCAGAGGUGUGACUCUGCCAAGUCUGGGGGAGCUUUGGCAGGACCGGACCGGCGGCGCUGA
This is a messenger RNA of Cladocopium goreaui, 645 nucleotides long. The record is from the annotation of a GenBank genome assembly. NCBI's taxonomy places the organism in Eukaryota, Dinophyceae, Suessiales, Symbiodiniaceae.